This is a messenger RNA of Lithohypha guttulata, 1551 nucleotides long. It is a transcript of the gene LAP3, whose product is annotated as bleomycin hydrolase. Gene Ontology annotation, molecular function: cysteine-type aminopeptidase activity. The record is from RefSeq and is a predicted model, not a curated record. Bases 1 to 1551 code for a protein of 516 amino acids. Gene Ontology annotation, cellular component: cytoplasm. Lineage: Eukaryota; Fungi; Ascomycota; Eurotiomycetes; Chaetothyriales; Trichomeriaceae. Gene Ontology annotation, biological process: proteolysis; response to toxic substance; L-homocysteine catabolic process. The transcript has a single exon.
AUGGGUGCAGGGCAGUCAGUUCAAGCUCAAACCAGGGUAGAGCAGCGAGUGGUGGACCAGCUGCGGGCGAUGCGUUUGGAAGAUCAAGUCCGCCAGCAAGAGGUAGAGAAGGAAUACAUUCAUAUCGGUCACGAGAAGGGACUACCACAAUCGUACUCGGUCGAUCCUACCAUAUCUGUUUCUCAAGCUUCAGAAUGGGAAAAGGCAUUGCUUGCUGAGCCAAAGAACCGUCUGGCUCUCAGUGCCUUGCUCGGAAACGACGUCGAUACCAUCGUCAGUCAGAAAGUCUCUACCCUCGCCGAUACUCAGACUUUCAACGUCAAGAUACCCUUUGAAGGUGCUCCGAUCACAAACCAGAGAUCGUCCGGACGAUGCUGGCUCUUUGCAACCACCAACGUCCAUCGAGUAGCCAUCAUGAAGAAGCAUAACCUGAAAGACUUUGAAUUAAGCCAAGCAUAUCUGUUCUUUUGGGAUAAGCUGGAGAAAGCAAAUUGGUUCCUCGAACAAAUCAUUGAUACAGCUGAGCAGGACCUCGACAGCAGGCUUGUUCAGAACCUCUUGGGCGCGCCUGUCAAUGAUGGAGGGCAGUGGGACAUGGCCAAUAAUCUUGUAUACAAGUAUGGUCUUGUGCCUCAGUCUCUUUAUCCAGACUCAUUCAACGCCAUGGCUUCCUCCAAGAUGGGCCGUCUCAUCACUAGCAAGUUACGAUCCGACGCUCUCACCCUACGUUCCAUGGUCACAAGCACAAAGUCUUCCUCUUCGAAACAGAAACUCCUGGCCACAAAAGCUCGCAUGAUGCAAGAGGUACACUGCAUUCUUACUCUCAUGCUUGGCCCACUGCCGAAGCCCGACGAAGCCUUUACCUGGGAAUACUACGAUGCAAACGGUGCCUUCCACAAGGUACAGAAGACGCCUCUCCAGCUAGCUCGAGAACUCUCUGCUCCAGCUCUGACACGCAGCCUGGCAGGUGCCAACGUGAACAACCUCUUUUCCCUGGUCAACGAUCCACGACACGAGUACCUGGCCCACAUGACCGUGGAUAGACUCGGCAACGUCGUAGGCGGAUAUCGACCAAUAACUUAUAUCAACGUCGAUAUGCCGACCAUGAAGCGAGCCACGAUCAAGAUGCUCAGGGCUGGUCUACCAGUCUUCUUCGGCAGUGACGUAGGCAAGUUCUCAAACUCAACUUCUGGCAUCAUGGACACCAAGCUCUACGACUACGAUCUAGCAUUCGGCUCUGGCAACGGUGCUCUGCAAAUGAGCAAAUCACAACGUCUACGUGUUGGAGAAUCAGCCAUGACUCACGCUAUGGUCUUGACUGCCGUGCAGGUGGACGAGAAGACUGGUCAGAGUAUCAGGUGGCGGGUACAAAAUAGCUGGGGCGCCACACCCGGUAGCGAAGGUUGGUUUGUGAUGACAGACGAGUGGAUGGACGAAUUCGUGUACCAGGUUGUCGUUGAUCCAAGCUUCGUCGAGAAAGAGGUCAGGGACUGUUUGAAGAAAGAGCCCAUGGUGCUUCCCUUGUGGGAUCCCAUGGGUGCUUUAGCAUAG